GAGACUAUAAAGAGAAAGAAGAAACAAGAUUGGAGCUUCUAUUCUUCUUCUCCAAAUUCUUACCAAGAAACCCCUAAAUCCUUACGUAUAUCCUCUCUGUCCUUCCAUUGAAGGCUUGUUUAGGGCAGAUGGCAUUGCAAGAACAAUUAGAUAGAUUCAAGAAGCAGCAAGAGAAAUGCCAGUCAACCCUGACCAGCAUUGCCUCUAAAAAGGCUGCAGCAAACCCCAGAGCUGUUCCCAUAGCAGCUGCUAAAGCUCCCGCUCCAGCUGUCAAAUUCUCUAAUGAUACAGAGAGACUCCAACACAUUAAUAGCAUAAGGAAAGGGCCUGUUGGAGCUCAGAUCAAGCGUGUUAUAGACCUGCUUCUAGAGACAAGGCAGGCCUUUACGCCAGAGCUAAUUAAUGAAGCAUGUUAUGUUGAUGUGAAUGCCAACAAAGCUGUCUUUGACAGUCUGAGGAAUAAUCCAAAAGUUCACUAUGACGGGAAGCGCUUUUCUUAUAAGUCCAAGCAUGCUCUGAAAGACAAAAAUCAACUCCGGUCCUUAAUACGGAAAUUUUCAGAGGGCAUACCUGUCAUUGAUCUGAAGGAUUCAUAUCCAACUGUGAUGGAGGACUUGCAGGCUUUGAAAGCUGCGGGUGACAUAUGGCUACUUUCGAACUUCGAUUCACAAGAGGACAUUGCUUAUCCAAAUGACCCCAGGUUGCCUUCUUGUAAGGUGGAUGAUGAACUUAAAACUUUCUUCAGGGAGAUUGAAUUGCCUCGUGAUAUGCUAGACAUUGAGAGGGAUCUCCAGAAGAAUGGUAUGAAGCCGGCCACAGACACUGCAAAGAGGAGGGCGGUGGCGCAGAGUCAAGGCAUUCAAGCCAAAUCCAAGCCCAAGAAGAAGAAGAAUGAGAUCAGCAAGAGGACCAAGCUGACCAAUGCCCAUCUUCCAGAGCUUUUCAAGGACCUGAAAAAUUAGCUGAAGCCAUUACUCAGAAUGGCAAUACACUGAUGGUCCUGUGUUGAGAUACAGUUUUCCAAUUUGUUGCCACAAGAAUUACGUUAAUAGGAACUGUAAAUUGUAUCAAAUAGCUAUGAAAUCCAAUUUGGAAGUCUUUAAAUUUUAACUCUAAACCAAUGGAUUGCGGAAUUGGAUCUAUAAUAUCCAUAAGACUAUUACAUAU
Messenger RNA from Fragaria vesca subsp. vesca, 1167 nucleotides. RefSeq names its product general transcription factor IIE subunit 2-like. Gene Ontology annotation, biological process: transcription initiation at RNA polymerase II promoter. The transcript has 5 exons. Gene Ontology annotation, cellular component: transcription factor TFIIE complex. Lineage: Eukaryota; Viridiplantae; Streptophyta; Magnoliopsida; Rosales; Rosaceae. The coding region runs from base 129 to 962 and encodes 277 amino acids. The record is from RefSeq and is a predicted model, not a curated record.